Messenger RNA from Phytophthora nicotianae INRA-310, 1586 nucleotides. RefSeq lists its product as hypothetical. The coding region runs from base 268 to 1584 and encodes 438 amino acids. The record is from RefSeq and is a predicted model, not a curated record. NCBI's taxonomy places the organism in Eukaryota, Oomycota, Peronosporomycetes, Peronosporales, Peronosporaceae. The transcript has a single exon.
GAAAUGGGUACAGUUGGUGACCGCAACUCAAGUGCCACUUUUUUUAAUAGCGGAAGAGCGAGCUUGUGGCACAUCAGGCUAUGGCCGUGUGUCUUCGGUGAAGAAUGUGGCAGCGGUGAGCCUGGUGCUGCCGUGCAUCUGAGCCGUCUAACAUUACUGCAAAUAUAAAUUUCAUGACGAAUAUCCACUCCGCGCUCGGAUGUUUCGUAAUGUUAAAGCGGCAUUCGCAGCUUUGCCACAACCAGUUCGUCACUCCAGGCAGAACCGAUGUGGAAGAGAUCCCUACUAUCGUUAAUUGCCUCCAACGCAGUGAUGUCACUAGCGAUCGUGGUUGGUCUGCAGGAGUUCCAGGGACAAGCAGCUUCCUUUUCAGGCGCAGAUUAUGCGGAUGACUACGCCGUUAUGAGCUGUGCACGAACGGGGGUGGCUGCAGGCACGACGUGUGCUGGGAAGUGUGCAGCGGUUUGGCGCGACGGUGACGAGAUAGGAGACGAUAAGUCAAGGACUCGGCAAGUGGUUCGAAUAGCGAAUCAAUGCGCUAAUAACAUCGACGGAGACUUGAUUUUGACUCAAAACGCUUUUCAGAAGCUCUCAGACGCGAAUUCAAAUCGAGUUCCGAUCCGGUGGAGGUGCAUAGAUUGCUUGGCCAGUAAUGACGGCUCCGCUGGUUCCAGCGACGUUGGAAUGGCACUAUCAAUGGUUUUUGGUGGUGAUUUAUCGCUUGGGGAGCUCGAGUAUUCCGGGUAUGCUGACACAGAUACCCCUCAAGAUGAAAUAGCGGCGAUGGAAAAUAACAACGGUAACGACAAGAGCACAAGCGUUAGCGAGAGCGACGCCAGCACCGGUGUCAAUGUGAGCGAGGGAAAUAACAUCGAUGGUAGCGACAAUAGCAGCAACAAGAUUUGGUCUGGUUCUGAAUCAAAUGGGCAAACACAGAAAGUAGCUCUAACCAGCCCUCCAACUGGGCCGAUUCCGUCAUACACACAAUCGCCGUCGGCGUCUUCAACACCGAUGCCAGCGACGGCAGUCUCUUCUUUCGAUGGGGCAUCUUGGUCCGUUCCGCUUACAUCGGCCCCAUCAAGCAGCGAAUCCAGUACUUCGGUCUUCCCACCAGCAACAACUAGUCCGGCGACUGGAAGCUCAUUUGGAAUGGUGGAGAUUCCUGAUGAUGAAACUCCACACGAAGAUGUCGAUGCGCAUUCCACUUCGCUUGAUUCAUCACGAAGUACUUCAAUAACCAUCACCAACGAGAAGAAUCUGUCUACUGUUUCACCGUUGCCAUCGCCCACUCAAUCAUCCAGAGGCAGCGCAGACGGAGGCUCUCGUGACGGCGUCGCGUCUCCUACAUCAGCCGUGUUAAAAAGCCCAUUCUUCUAUGCGUCGAUCGUACUGGGGAUCGCGGGUUCAAUGGGGGUCAUCGUCGGAUGUCGAGCGAAACGGAAGAGGAAACAACAUAACGAAACUGGAACCGUUAGCGCAUCGAGGCACCUCGCAAUGUCUCCAAUGUAUGGAUACAGCCAGCCGGAGUCCUGCCCCGUAGACUCCCAGAUCCGCUGCAGUAGCCAUAGCAUUAUCGUUUUGUGAGC